Molecule: messenger RNA, 10590 nt
Organism: Coregonus sp. 'balchen'
Lineage: Eukaryota; Metazoa; Chordata; Actinopteri; Salmoniformes; Salmonidae
Source: the annotation of a GenBank genome assembly
AUGACCUACAGGAGACGUUACAUCUCAAGGUUUUUCUUUUUAACAGGAAACCUGGUGGGUGUGUUUAAAACCCUAUGUAAAGAGGAGGAGCAACAUUGUAUAUGGCUACUUAUCAUUUCAAAAUCAUAGCAGUGUUUUGUCUUUGCUGUUUUCUAAAUAACACAUUCAUUUCUGAUCUCUAACAUAGACCAUGAUGCUACUCUGUUACAUUCUACUAAUUUCAGCCCUUGUAGGUGAUACUUUAGACAUUGACCUAUACAACUCUGUAUAAUGUUACUGUCGUUUAGGAUUAUAGUGUGUCAGUGACAAACCACAGGGUGGCAAUAUAGUUAGAAGCUCAGGUAGCUUUUAAUGUCAAACAUCAGCAGCUUGACAGGCUAUACAGUAGAAGGGUAAGAAUAAUGUGCAGACUUAAUUCGUUUGAAAAACGAUUUAUCUUGCCCUAAAACCCACAGGCCUUGACUACAUCAGAAAUCACCUCGACACCGACUUGGAUGAUGUCACCAGGGCAAACAGUGGCCUCUCUGAUGAAGACGACUUCUUUGCAUCCAUGGAGUUGGGAAAAUCACAGGUAGGAGAGCUGGAGAGGUACCUUUCAUGUAUGUCCCCUGCAGGUAUGGAUCUACUCCACACCUUUCCUCUUAUCAAGAAGCUGUCACUCAAAGUCAACACAGGUCUUCCUGCAUCUGCAGCCUGUGAGAGACUUUUCAGUCAUGCAGGACUCCUGUUCACUGCUAAACGAUCACAGCUUCACAGCAAGAACCUUGAGAGCCAGCUACUGUUGAAGCUUAAUAGUGACAUCACUGAGUGAUUCUUUGGUGAAAUAGUUUUGGGGGGGGGGGGGGGGGGUGACAAGUGUGACUUUUUUUGCUGACUUUUCUUGUUAGAUAUUGGAACUGAAAGUAAACGUAAUGCCCCAUCUACAACUACAUCACUCUCCUCUGAUGCCUUUUAGAGAACAUGCAUUCAGCUUAAUUUGUGUUCUGGGAUACUAAGCCUGCAAUAUUGUUUUAUUCGGCCAUCUAUCAUGGACUGGUGCUUUUUCAGUUGAUGUGUACUGCUGCUCUUUUCCUCUCCUCAGUGAGAUGUGCAGUGUGGCCUAAUCACAGAUCAGAGUAUUAAUUUCUAGGCACACAGAAAAAGGGCUGUUGCUUGCCAUGCAAUACAAAGGUACUGAGUAGGCCUAAUCAACACCUAUUGAUUAUUUUACGUGACCGCUUCCUUCUGGUGUGCAGUUUUCUGUUCAGCAUGCCUGGUAUGAAAUGUUUGUGUGUUUCCUUCUGUUGUUCUGUCACUGUGGAGACACUGUGGAGACACACACACACACAGUUUAUGAGAGUUUAUGGGCUGCCUCGUUCUAGUUCUGCCUGGUAAAAAAAAGUAUAAAGGUUUGGAAAUUUGUGUUACUUGUGCUUAUUUAUUUUUUAUUUUUUAUUAUUUUAUUUUGUUUAUUUUUUAGGUACUUGAAUUUACCUGAAUUAUUUUAAUUUAAGCUAUUUUGUAAUUAAUUUUAAUUAAUUUUAAUGAUUGGAUGAACAAUAAUUUGCCUAAAGAUGAUUAUUUUGUAUUUUUGUUUGUCUGAUUGUUGUCUUGUGUUAAAAAAUAAAUCAGACGUUACUCAACAGUUACUCAGUACUUGAGUAGUUUUUUCAUCAAGUACUUUUUUACUCUUACUCAAGUAAUUAUUUGGAUGACUACUUUUUACUUUUACUUGAGUCAUAUUAUUCUGAAGUAACAGUACUUUUACUUGAGUACAAUUUUUGGCUACUCUACCCACCUCUGAUCAUGGCUACCUGGACUAUUUGCAUUGUCUCCCUCACCCCACCCCACCUCCUCUUUUACGCUGCUGCUACUACUCUGUUAAUUAUUUAUGCAUAGUCACUUUAACUCUACCCACAUGUACAUAUUACCUCAAUUACCUCAACUAACCGGUGCCCCCGCACAUUGACUCUGUACCGGUCCUGCCUGUAUAUAGCCUCCCUACUGUAAUUUGUUUUACGGCUCUUCUUUAAUUAUUUGUUAUUUUGAUUUUUUUUACUUAUCUAUUUUUUACUUAACACUUUUUUUCUUAAAACUGCAUUGUUGGUUAAGGGCUUGUAAGUGAGCAUUUCACUGUAAGGUCUACACCUGCUGUAUCCGGCGCAUGUGGCAAAUACAAUUUAAUUUGAUUUUAUUUGAUAUGUGACGUGAUUACAUAGGGACUUCUUCACUAGCUGACUACCACUACCAAGACCUGUGUCAAGAUCAGUUACUUACCCCACCGGCUCUCCCCAUAACCUCUAUGUACAAAUAAGAGAGCAGCUCUGGAAUCAAUGUAGGAUGAUUACACAGAAGGAUCACAACACUUUUACAUGAUGGUCUUUCUAGCUGGCGAGAGAGGUGCCAGAUCCGGGAAAAUAAGUCACAGAACAAAUAAAGUCAAAUCUGAGAGGUGCCGGAUCCUGUUCUGGCAGGAUCCGGCUCAAAUUAAGCACUGAGUAUCAUUGAAGAGAGGACACAUGAGAAAAGAGGAGAGGAGAGGAGAGGAGAGGAGAGGAGAGGAGAGGAGAGGAGAGGAGAGGAGGAGGAGAGGAGAGGAGAGGAGAGGAGUGGAGAGGAGAGGAGAGGAGAGGAGAGGAGAGGAGAGGAGAGGAGAGGAGAGGAGAGGAGAGGAGAGGAGAGGAGAGGAGAGGAGAGGAGAGGAGAGGAGAGGAGAGGAGAGGAGAGGAGAGGAGAGGAGAGGAGAGGAGAGAUUGAGCAUCUUUAGAGCAACUGUACUUUGGGGUGGAGCUUGUAGGUAAACUAAGCAGAAAUUAUCAACUGAAAACCUUGCAGAUAAAGUUGUAGAGUAUUCAGAUACUGUUGUGAUAUUAGUCAGUUUGACUUCCAAUCAUAGCCAUGUUGUUCAUCUGUUCAAUUAUUAUGUUCUCAGCAAUAGGUAAGUUAUGUAUCACUUUUAUGACUCAAUGUUCAACUCUUCACAUUUGCAGGUGACACCUAUGAGCAGAGUAUCGAGCCAAACCAACAUGAAGUGUAUGGAGAAGAGGGUAGUUAUGUUCAGCUUUCCUGCAACUACUCCUCAGCGUACAGUCUACUAUGGUAUAAACAGCCUCCAGGAUCAGCUCCCCAAUACAUUCUGCUCAUCCUGCACUCCACUGGGACUGUACAGAGAGCUGAUUCUCUUGACUCUCACUUCUCUGGUAAACUGAACAAAAAGAAGACCUGUGUGGAUCUGGAGAUCUCCUCUGCUGAAGUGACAGACUCUGCUCUGUACUACUGUGCCCUGACACCCACAGUGACAGGAAACCCAGAAGCACUGUACAAAAAGUUAACAUUCACUGAGAGAGUAUUUCAACUCUGUAGUUCCAGGUUUCAUUUGAGCAUAGUGACAUCAAGUGGAGUCAACAUGCACCCAUUAUAUUGUGUCAAGAGGAGGAUCAUAGUGGUACACUUAACAUGUAAUGAGUGGAACUGAUUCACCCAGUGAGUGAAUGUUCCAAGAGAAGAUCAUUUUACAUAGAGUCUCUGUCUAACACCCAGUGUCUAUGAUGCUGCUCUAUUUAGUCUUGUUUUUGUGUGCACUUGUAGGUAAGAAUUCACUCUCCAUUAACUGAAUGUGUACUAACAGAAUGUAUACUGUUCAGUGUUCAUUACAAUAUGGUAUUAUCAAUAUCAAGUGGUAAUACACUUUGAAACACCAAGUGUGGAUAUACUGUACGCUGUCUACAUUGACUCAGUAAUCCAUGUUGUUCUUUUUUACAGGUACAAGUGUUGAAGACAUAAUUACUCCAGACAGAGAUGUAGUGGAUGUUAUGAAGGGUAGUAGUGUUAAACUCUCCUGUAGAUACAACAGCUCAUUAACCACCAGUCUGUUAUGGUAUCGCCAGCACCCUGGAUCCUCUCCACAGUUCUUCAUACUGGACUAUGUGGAUCUGGAAAUCUUCUCUGCUGAAGUGACAGACUCUGUACUACUGUGCUCUGAUGCCCAAAGUGAAGGGAAACCACAGAAACACUGUAAAAAAACUGAUCCUGACAAUACAAACACAGAGAACCUGAAUCUGAGACCCCUAGAAACCAUAGAACCUGAGUCUGAAUAGCUCUUAUCUUCCAUCCAUUAUAUUCCCUUAUUUUAAUAUGAAAGUUAUUUGCAUGUUUGACUAUCAUUGACCAGAUUUUAUAUUUGGAAAUAAAGUAAAUAUGUCAUGAAUAUCAGAAAUGUCUCUGAAUUGAUGACAUAUUUUCUGUCAUUUAGUAAACCAAACCUUCAUCACCACCACCACACUUCAUUAAGAGACAUCAUUGAAUAGGUUUUAUGUCAUAAACUGGGCGGUAGGUUGCCAGUUCUAAUCCCUGGAUCUGGUGACUUGAGGGCUGCUGGGUUCAGAUCCAGACUACAAUUCCCUACCGUUGGGCCCUUGGCAAGGCCCUUAACCCCACAACAUGCUCUCCAUCUGUCACACUCGUUGAUUGAAGGAUCGGACCAAGGUGCAGCGUGGUAGGCGAACAUAUUAAUUUAUUCAAUGAAAACAGACAAAACAACAAACAUGCACAUGAACGUAAAGUUCUGCAGGCUACAAAGCACCUAUACAAAAACAAGAUCCCACAAACUAAGGUGGGAAAAAGGAUGCCUAAGUAAGAUCCCCAAUCAGAGACAACGAUAGACAGCUGCCUCUGCUUGGGAACCAUACCCGGCCAACAAAGAAAUAGAAAAACUAGAAUGCCCACCCAAAUCACACCCUGACCUAACCAAAUAGAGAAUGAAAGGGAUCUCUAAGGUCAGGGCGUGACACCAUCCAGGGGUGCUGCGCUGGCAGUGGUGGAAAAAGUAUUCAUACUUGAGUAAAAGUACAGAUACCUUGAUAGAAAAUGACUCAAAAGUGUAAGUCACCCAGUAGACUAGCACUUGAGUAAAAGUCUAAAAGGAUUUGGUUUUAAAUAUACUUAAGCAACAAAAGUAAAUGGAAUUGCUCAAAUGUACUUAAGUAUUAAAAGUAAAAGUAUAAACCAUUUCACAUUCCUUAUAUUAAGCAAGCCAGACGGCACCAUUGUUUUUUUGUUUUUUUAUUGAUGGAUAGCCAGGGGCACACUACAAAACUCAGACAUAAUUUAGAAACAAAACAUUUGUGUUUAGUGAGUCUGUCAGAUCAGAGGCCGUAGGGUUGACCAGCUAUAUUCUUUUGAUAAGUGUGUGAAUUGGACCAUUUUCCUGUCAAAAUGUAACAAGUACUUUUGGGUGUCAGGGAAAAUGUAUGGAGUAAAAAGUACAUAUCUUCUUUAGGAAUGUAGUGAAGUAAAAGUAAAAGUUGUCAAAAAUAUAAAUAGUAAAGUAAAGUACAGAUACCCUAAAAAACAACUUAAGUAGUAUUUUAAAGUAAUUUUACUUAAGUACUUUACACCACUGUGCACUGCUACGACCCUGUGCUCCUCUCAAUUGUGUGUGUGAGAUGUGAUAUCUGGGGGAGUUGAGUAAUGAGAGCAGAAGACAAAUUUCCGUUGUUUGCUGUAACAUGGACAAUAAAGUUGUAUAGGGAGGAGCCACGAAGAACCUGUUCAAACUGUACAUAUGAUUACAGGAGACCUAUUUUUGUGAAUUAGUUGGUCCAUUAUAUAGUAGAUGAAUGAUGAUGUUCCUUGGUUUGAUCUGGAUGUUCUCUACAUUUUGAACAGGUGAGCAUUACAAUUGUUUUUAAGUGAGCCUGCAUAUUUGAUGGAAAUUAAGAUGGACACCCAAUUGAUUUUGUUUCUAUAUUUACUUUACAGAAUUAAUUGCUGGGGAGCAUAUUACUGCUGUAAAGAAUGAAGUCAUCAUUACAGAGGGAAAACCUGAGACUCUGAGCUGCUCAUAUGAUGCAAGCAGGAAGUAUCCUCUGCUUUACUGGUCCUGGCAUUAUUCUAACCAGGCUCCUCGUUUUCUUCUGUAUAAAGGUGCCAGAUCAAGUACCAGAGAACAUAUCCCUGAUAAGAGAUAUACAUCCAAAACGUCUCAGACAUCAACUGAACUGGUUAUAACGCACCUAACCCUGGCAGACACAGCUCUCUACUACUGUGCUCUCAGAGAUUGUUAUGACCAGUAUUGUUAUACACAGUGAUACAGUGUGCAUAAGACACUGUACAAAAACAUGCAGACCAAAAAUGUAUCGAUGAAGCGGGGAUCAAAUUUUAACAUCAAACCACAAUUUCAUAUUGUGGUCACACCUGUGCUAUGUGCAAUCACCAGGUGGUCUAGUGUUUCUCUGUCUUCAUAUUCAAUGCACUGUGAGAAAGAUGUAUUCUUCACUGUUCAAUCAGUAGUCUUCAAUUCAACUUAGACAGGUUUUUUUAAUAGUGCUUGGAAAAGCACUUGGGAAUAUGACAGUGUAACAAUGUUAUUUAUUAUAGUUGGCCCUCCUUACAAUUCACACUGCUUGCUGAUGUAGUAUGAAAAUCCACCAGAAGGUGGCAACCUAACAAAGCACACACACCUGAAUCAGAGGAUGCCAUACAGACAGACACCUCCCCAUAGUCUACUACUGAAUGUAAUACAGAACAACAUGAAGCAUCAAUAGUAGGACAGAGGAUGUCAAAGCUCUGUGAUAGAUAGAUCAGCAUUGUUCUGCUCCUUACCUUUUACACUUCAAACUGACUGACUAGUCAUGAGAAACUGGCUGAUCCUGUAUGUUCUGGCUGCAUGCUGCUUUGGUAUAACAUCACUCUGUUCAUCUUUCUCUUUCUGUGCAUUUGUUCAUUUUAUUUAUAUACAUUAUUAUGAUAUGUUGUGAAGAUAUAUUUAUCUUUCUUUUCAGGGUGCAGAGCAGAAGAGAAUGUAACACAGCCAACAGAAGAUGUAAUGGCCGUAGAAGGACAACAGACAACACUUACUUGUCUAUAUGAUACAACUGAUCGAUCGCCAUAUCUCUUUUGGUACAAACAACAAGCAAAUGGCAAGCCCAUGUUUAUGCUGAGAAAGGAUACAGUUGGAGUCGGGGAAACUGCUGCUGAAUUCAAGGAGAGAUUUCAUGCCCGUCUGAAUGUCACGGCAAAAUCAGUCCCCUUGAUGAUCCAGAGGGUGCAGAUGUCUGACUCUGCUGUGUACUACUGUGCUCUGAAGCCCACUGUGACAACAGGAGAUACAGCCCCCUUACAAAAACACUGUGUGUGCAUGUGGGUACAUGUGUAUAGUACGUUUUGUUGUGUGCCGUUUUUUAAGUCAAGGGGAGGUGUUACCUAAUUGAGGCAAAGGAAAGUAAAUGCCUUUUAUAGCUGACAGUGAGAAACCAGGGGAGUCAUUCUUUAAUUCUGUCACUUGUGUUCACUCUUUUCACUGUGUCAAAUAACACUUACCAGCAUUGUAUUAGGAUACAUUUUAAUAUUUGCACUUGUGGGUGAGUUUGAUGCUAUUCUUCAUAUCCAAUCACAUACCCAAUAUAGUUACUGGAGACUGGAGGAUAUUUUGUCAAUUCUUAAUACACUUGACUGAAUAAUGAGUAGAAUUGUAUUAUCAUUUCCUGAUAAUAAUUCCUGUUUUCAUAAAUGUUUUACAGGUGGCAGUCAUGGGAAUGACAUUACUCCAACAACAGAUAAGGUGUUUGGGUUAGAGGGUGAUGUCAUAAAGCUGUCCUGUAACUACUCCUCUGCUGAAGUGAUAGACUCUGCUCUGUACUACUGUGCCCUGCAGCCCACAGUGAGUAAAUCUUCACACACUGUACAACAAUCUGAACAAAAAAACUGAGUAUAAAAAACUAUUAGGCUCAUUCUGAAUUUCAUCAUUACCUUGUAUAGACAAAACACACAUACACUGAAAAUGAACAAUGAAAGAUUUUCAAUUAACAAUAAUAAAAUAUAAAAUACCAUAUUUCAUAAAAUACCAUGAAGGUUAUCUGAUUGUGUUGCUGAUUUAUACUUUAGAUUGUAGAUUUAAAUAGGAAAACAACAAACAGUGAAUGAAUGAACGCCUCAUGUUGAAUAAAUUAAUAUCUUGAAGAUCUUGCAUCAAGCAACUCUGUUGCUGUCACGUAUACACCAGGAGUCAGGAAGCAGGUACAGAAGGUGAGUUUAAUAAUUUUAGAAUGCAGAUAAACAAAAACAUGACUUUGUGAACGGGUGCAGUGAUGAUGAGGAAGGGAAGGCUUUCUUGGUGCAAGGGUCCCACGGUGAGGGAGAGAGGUGCUGUGAUAGUGCCGGAUCCCAAUGGUCGAUUAUCCAGGGCUUGGACCGGAAAAAGAGACGAGAGCGGAUAUGAGGUGAUGUUCAGUGAGGUAACAAGGGUCUGGUCGAUGAAAUUCCCUGCGGCACCGGAGUCCACUAGAGCUGUAGAGACAACAACUGAGGGACAACCAGCCAGUGAAAUGGAAACCAGGAAGGGUUUGGCGAAAAACUAUGAAGAAGGAAUACUCACGCCUACCCUGGGAGACAGAUGAUCACGGGGCUGUCCCUCUGCCCUACUGGAACUCAGAUUGGGAUGUAACAAACACCGCUGGAGCUGGUGUCUCUCCUGGCGCGCAACAGGAACACAGCCCCAGCUGUCUCCGGCGACGCCGCUCUGCCGCGGAGAGGUGUGUGACCCCUAUCUCCAUGGGUUUAGGCUCUGCCUCAGGACGGCCAAAGGAGGAGGGCGAGGGGUGAAGGAGGGGCUGGCGCUCUCGAAGGAGGUUGUCCAGAUGGAUGGCCAUCACGAUGAGCGCAUCCAAGGAAAGGUUGUCGUCCCGGCACGCCAACUCCGUAUGGUCCUCCUUGAGCAGUCAUCUAUGGAAAGGGUGCAGAGCACCGGUUCGUUCCAUCCACUGGAGGCUGCCCCGGUCCGAAAGGUGAGGGCAUAUUCCUCAGCGGUCUGGGAAUAGUCGCUCACCUCCCUCUCUGCCCUCCGGUGGAUGGUCGAAGACUGCCCUGAACAGAGCCAUGAACCUCCCGUAGGAACCCAACUCUUCCUCUCCUCUCUCCCAGACGGCUGUAGCCAACUCCAACGCCAUCCCGGUCAGUAGGGUAAUGACCGUGGCAACCUUGGACCUCUCGUUGGUGGAGGCCCCGGUAUGAUGGGCGAAAUAGAGGGAGCAUUGGAGUAGGAAGCCAAGGCAUCAUACUUGUCCGGGAGGGACAGUCGGGCAUCCCCUCCCUGAGCGGACUGCUGGGUAGGCUGGGAGGCUGGCUCGUUGGGACGACUCGAGGUAAAAGGCCCUCCACUAGUUGUAGGUGAAUCCUCUCUGAUGGUGUCAAGGUGGUGGAGGACGCGGAGGACCUCAUCCAUAGCUGCACCCAGUAGCGCCAGCUGAUCAUGAUGUAGACAGAGUAGGUGUCCCUGUUCACCGACCAUCUUUAUCUUCUGCUGCUUCCAUAAUUCGUGAGGCAAUAAUCUGUCAUGUAUACGCCGGGAGUCAGGAAGCAGGUUCAGAAGGUGAGUUUAAUAAUAAAGAAUGCAGAUAAACAAAAACAUGAGAAGAGUACGGAACAUGAAUGAAAACAAACCAAUACUGCCUGAUGACUGAGGCUACUGAGGGCUAAAUAAAGGGAAGGUAAUCAAGGUGAUGAUGGUGUGCAUAAUGAUGGGGAGCAGGUGUGCGUAAUGAUGGGGUGCAGGUGUGUGUAAUGAUGGUUGCCAGGACCGGUGGUUAGUAGGCCAGCAAUGUCAAGCGCUGGAAAGGGGGAGUGGGGGUAGGUUUGACAGUUGCCCUAAAAUCAAGAAAAUAAAUUGGUAAUACAUUACACAGUUUUAUCCAAUAUCCAAUAGAGGGAGACUAAGGCAAUCAAAUUUCAGUGCAGCCCUGCAUUUUGAGGAUGUGACAGUGGCAUCAAGCAGCAGCAAGAAGUCUGCUGUUACUUCUGCUCAUCUGACAACUCUCUGUAUUUUGGAGUGGGGCUUCAAAGGUUUAUUUUAAAGGGUAAGUUACUAGUGAGAGUCAUUAGGUGUCAGUGGAGUCUCAUAGUUUGCUUCUAUUCCUUUAAAUGAUGCAUGCAGCAUGCCAACACUUUACAGGUGUUGGUGUUGUAUAAUUUCCCCCAUCAAUUAGCAUAUCAAACUAAAUCAACCUGGGAAGGGCAGCAUUUCACAAGGAAUCCUUCUAGCAGUUCAACUAAAUUGAAUAUACAAUAAGCUCCUCCCCUACUGCAGAGCCCCACAAUUAUGAGACUUCUCAGCUACAGUGGAUGGAACAUAAAGACUAUAACAGUCUAUUCUUCCUCUAUACAUGAAUCAUAAUGGCACCCUGGCUUAGGAAUACUUUACUUAUCCUGGCUGCAUGCUAUUUUGGUAAAGUAUAGUGCUUUUCCUUCCUAUUCUCUUUGUUUGAAUCUUAUCUAAUAUGUUAUUAUACAAUUAUUGAUUAAUUAUUAUAAAAAAAUAUUAUAACGACUUUUUCAGAUUGCAGAGGUGAAGAGGGUGUUGACCAGCAGAGUCGAAAUGUUAUUGCCCUUAAAGGAGGACUGGUAACACUCAGCUGUAACUACACUACCAGUAGUCCAUCUCCUGAUCUCUUCUGGUACAACUAGGGACUUUCCUCAGUAUGUCCUGAGAAGAGAUCGUUAUUCAGAAGGGAGCAAUAGUGAUGAGUUCAAGAAUAAUCUAGGCUGAUUUUCACAUAUAGCUCUGUCCCCUUGACGAUCCAGAGGUUGCAGCUAUCUGACUCUGCUGGGUACUACUGU